AUGAAAGGCUCCCAGUCUCUCGCUAGUCUCGGGAAGGAAGACAUGAGAUUACUAACCUGGAUCCUCAGCAUAGGCCACAUCGAUCCAAGUAGUAAUCGAGAGGAAAAAGAUGAAGCGAUCGUAAAGGCGAUCAAAACACUCCCGCCCGCGCUGCGGAAACACAGGUUGGCAUCCUUAUUUCGGUGUCCUCCUACGGUCCUGUGUCGUUCGCACAAGGAACUGAACCCCUACGCGAUCCGACAUGUUUUUGAACUUCUGCGGUACGAGGUAACCGCGCAUAUGGAGUCCCUCUGCUGGUACCAUGACAUGCUCGACGUAAAGUUGCGAGACCUAGUCUACAGCCUGCGAGACAUACAGUAUAUGUGGAACCCUUCUCGACGAGGCUCAGUCACAUUCCAGCAGAACAAGUGCGAGGCAUGUAUCCUCGCGAGGAUUGUCGGAGGGCCAGCGUUCCUGCUACUACUGCGGACAGCUCUCCUGAGCCGCACAGCAACCCGGAGGAAUCACUAUAUACCGAGACUUCUCUCAUUCGUCGAAGAAAGUAUGACACACCAUGAAUGCCUUACGGGGCAAAUCUAUUACUGGAGCGGCAUUUGGGCGAAAACGAUGAAGCACCAGAGGAAACAGGCUAAGUGCGCGCUGAGGUCGACUGAUCCUGUAGCGAACCUCAAAGCAGACCUCCAACAAGCAAAGGAGAUUGUUGUUCCGAUCGGUAUCGACUUGGAAACCCUUGAGUCAUCCCAGAGGGUCCGUCAAGGGCACAGAAGUCACCGGGAGCCAUGUACAAUAUCUGGGCAAGCCCCCAGACAACAUAAUAGUGAUGUCGACACCCUUGCAGGAAUCAUCGGACUGUACGGCGAGCUUCAACCUGCAGACGAGGUAUCCUCAGCCACAUUCUAUGCAACAGAGGAUCAGUCAGACCUCUCUUCCGUCACUUACACUGGCGAUACUCCUAUUUAUACAUCCACAAUCCCUCCACUAAACGCGCCAUAUCCCUCCUCAAAUCUGCGACCUAUCCACCAACAGCCAAUCAGCAAGCAAAAACCACCAGCGAAAGACCCAGCCGGUGAUACCGAUGACGGGUAUGCAAGGAAUGAAUACAUCCCUUCUCGAAAAGAAUUUAAUUGGCAGCAUGUGCCCGGGAAGCACAGACCCUUAGAUCCGCUGUCCAACGAACCUCAAGGCCUCUGGAGGGAAGGGCUUCAAGGGGAUGGCGGGUGUGAGGAAAUAGCAGCCCUGUACCAAGAUCUGCUCGGCACAUACUCCGAGUCAGAAAACGGGGAGAACUCGAUAGAGAAACGGCCAAAGCAAGACACCACCUGGGGUCUUUUCUUAAAGGUUUAG
Messenger RNA from Aspergillus alliaceus, 1344 nucleotides. RefSeq lists its product as uncharacterized. The record is from RefSeq and is a predicted model, not a curated record. The coding region runs from base 1 to 1344 and encodes 447 amino acids. The transcript has a single exon. Lineage: Eukaryota; Fungi; Ascomycota; Eurotiomycetes; Eurotiales; Aspergillaceae.